ACAGGCGGGGAUCACAUGACAGUCAGCUGCUGCGGGUCACGUGGCCGCAGGUUUACGGAACUUGUUGUUGGGUUUCAAGAUGGCAGCUGCACGCUCGCUGAUGCUGUUUCUGACCUUUUCCUCGUUCUCGUGUUUCGGGGCGGGGAGCUCGACCGCGCAAGUGCCGCUUCUCAUGUGGUCCACCGAGGGCUUGCCGCCCGCGCCCUCGUCUUCGGCGGGCCACGUCACGUCCGACGAGCAGCUGGGCUCCUACCUCGCCUCGGCCUUCGGCUCCGGCGCCCGCACCGUGCUGCUCUUCCUGCAGGACAAGCUGAGCAAAGACGACUUCACGGCUUUCGCCGGCGUGUUCGGAAACGAACGGGACGGCAUCUUCCGAAACCUGAAGGUACGUUUUCCGCAAACUCGAGCCGCGAGGCUCGCCGCGGCUCAUCCGGUCGCGACUCUCUGCCCGGCGUCCAGGCGCUGCUGCGGUCGUCCGCGUCUUCGGUGACGUUUCCCUCCUUGGCGUGGUCGCCCUCUACCUCGACGCUGGCUCUGCUGGAGGAGCGGCUGGGCGUCUCGCCCGCGCCGGUGGACGCGGACGCCCUGUCGCGGGCGGACGUGGACGCGUCUGUCAGCAACCUGUUCGUGGUCGAUCUGCCGUAUUGCACCAGCUGGCAGAAGUCUUGCCGGGAAGUGCUACGUCGCAAUGAUGAGAUGAUUGCCAAGGUUGUGAGUACGAUGGAAGACAAAAAGGUGCCUUACAUCGCAAUGUACACGGGAGGCCGACCGUCACGAGCGUUUUCCGAGCCGGCGCCGGCCGCGGAGCGGCCCGUCGCUCGAUCGCUGCUGCAAGCCGUCGCCCCCGAAGUCCGACCCCCCGUGGUGUUCGACGCGUCCGGCGGCCCGUGCAUCAUGCUGUGGGCUCGCAAUCUCAACAUCAGCUUCUCGCCCAGCGUCAAUUGGACCGACCUCGCCGUCGACACGCCCUCCUUGACGGAGUCGAUGUGCAACUCCACCAACUCCCUGCUUGUGCUCAGCUACGCAUCAGGCAUAACCCUGAGCUUUUCCAUGAGUCAGCGAUUCUAUCCGGUGUCCGCGAGGAACUGGUUCACGCUGGAUUCGGUGCAGCUGCAGUCCGACGGGGUCACGGCGUCCUUCGCGGGGAGCCGCGCCAUCUAUGCGCCCGCCGAGUAUUCCUUCCGCUGCCAGUCCGUCAGCAGCUUCCGGGACGCUCUGCUCGUACCAAACUCUACCGACCGAAACGUAUCAGACUGGAAGCUCAACUUCAUCGACUUCCAAAUUCAGGGCUUCGGCUUGACCAACGGAACGAAUUUCUCCUACGCCAGCGACUGCGCGGGCUUCUUCACGCCAGGAAUUUGGAUGGGGUUGCUGACAUCACUGCUCAUGCUGUCCAUCUUCGUGUACGGCCUGCACAUGAUCAUGCAGCUCAACGCCAUGGACCGAUUCGACGACCCCAAAGGUCCGGCGAUUUCCGUGUCUCAGUCGGAGUGAAGCCCGCACGUUCACAUUUGAAGCCCUUCUUCUCUGGGCUGCUUUUUAAGACUCAUUCCCAAGUGCCAAAAUACUUUUGCCACUGUUGCCAGAGAAUGCCUUUUUUUGCGUGUGAAAGUGCGCUUGAUGCGAUCAGUAUGUUUCACACCUCAGACCUUUUAAAUUAAUAUUUAUCAUGCCAUUGUAAUUUUAAGAUAUCUCAAUAUAAAGUGUUGACCCAUCCUGAAUCAUUCCUUUCCAUUCAAAUGUCACAACUGUUCUCUCGCCUUAUUUAUUUCCAGAAAGGAGGCCCUUGAAGUUUGAUUCAGGAUCCUUAAACGUUUGCUGUUGUUAAACAUGAACACGUGCUUUUGCCAACUGAUACGAUCCAAAGUAAAAUGUGUCCAUUUUAAAUUACGUUUCUGCAUCUGAUGUUCAAUAGAAGUUUGGCAAUGUCUCA
Messenger RNA from Phyllopteryx taeniolatus (common seadragon), 1933 nucleotides. Its product is annotated as V-type proton ATPase subunit S1-like. The record is from RefSeq and is a predicted model, not a curated record. The coding region runs from base 16 to 1494 and encodes 492 amino acids. Lineage: Eukaryota; Metazoa; Chordata; Actinopteri; Syngnathiformes; Syngnathidae. The transcript has 9 exons. Gene Ontology annotation, cellular component: proton-transporting V-type ATPase complex.